AUGGAAGCAAUUUAUUUUGUGAAUUAUGUGUCGCUUGCGCGCCAACAAGCUUCAAGUAAAAAUUACAUCGCAGCGUUCAACACGUACGUCCAUGCAGUUGAUAUGUUGCCGGCAAUCUCGAAGGAAAUUGAGAACGAGUUUAGGACAGUUUUCUUAAAAAUGAACGAAGAACUUGAAUUUGAAAAAAACAAGGAGGUUAUUUUUAACAACUUUAAGAGAGUCCUAAGUAUAUACCCGAGUAACGUCGACCUUCUCAACGAUAUCGGCAAAUACCUAUACAAAUAUAGCUAUUACACCGAAGCGCUUUACUCCUUCGAGAGAGCAUUAAGCAUGGACACAAGUCACGUCAAAGUCGAGAAGAACUUGAACAAAGCGAAAAGUUCCUUGUUUCCGAGAACUUUAUUUAGAAGCCUCAAUGAUAAAGCACGUAAUAACGCGUACAGAGCUGCCAUCAGGAGUUCCAUAAAUCCCGCUAAAGAUAGUAUCAUAAACAUAGACGCGGGAACAGGACUUUUGGCUUUGUACGCCACCGAAUGUAAUCCAAUAGCGAUAACUGCUUGUGAAUCUUCAAAUAUGAUUAUUCAACUGGCGGAUCGCGUGAUACAAGAAAACCUCGCUACACAAGUAGUUCUCGUCAACGAACCCUCAGUGCUAUUAAAACAAGCUGACAUUUGCGGUUUAAAGUCUAUAUUAAUGACCGACAUGAUUGAUGCGGGACUAUUUGGCAAUGGACUUCUACAAUCUCUCUGCCACGCUUGGGAUAAUUUUUUACACAAACAAAGUACAAUAAUCCCUGGAAAAGCUGAAUUCUUCGUAGCCGGUGUUAAUUGCGUUCAACUCAACAAUAAAUACAAAUUGUGUCAACAAACGAAGAACAUUCUCAACAUCUCACACCAGAACGUACACACGACUUACUCUGCAGAGGCGUACGGCAGCGAAGAUAUAAAUUUGUACGAGGACCUUAAAUACACAAGUGAGCCGCACUCCUUGUUUACUAUAGAUUUCAAAAGCCGCGAUGAGGUCAUCGAGAUGCUUAAGAAACAGAGGCCCUACAACGCUGUAUUCAAUCCUACGGUGAACGAUGAAAUCAACAUGAUUGUCGGUUGGUUUAAUCUAUAUUUGACCGACGAUAUAAUGUUAACCAGCGACCCAAGAUCGGAAAAUAGGACAAGAGCGUGGCAGCAAGCGGUUUUCUUUGAUGUUGUCCCGAGAAGAGUGCGACGGAACGAGAGUUUCAGUAUUCCUUUUGUAUCCUACGGCGGUAGACUGGCGGCGAUACCAGAAUCGGGACAGGUCAUCCCAAGAGUAUCACGUGAAACGUUGGUCUUCUUGAACGAUACAGAAUACAUGAACAUGAUAACAAAGUCAAUUGGGAUUGUAUGUUUGCACGUAGGACAGACAAUGUGUCUAGAAGAUGUCGACAUUGUGGACUUAAGUCCGUUCCCUCUAUUCGGAGUACUUAUGAUGAAACGGGGUGCCAAUUCACUCGUUUGUAAAGUGAAGGGAAGUGAAGACACAGCUUUCCUCAAUUCAGUAUUGGAGGAAAACGGAAUACCAGCAAGCAAAAUCACUAUUUUGGAUUCGGACUAUUGGUCUUGUGAACUAUACAAUAACAAGAAGUUCCAUGUAAUUUUCACAAACAUUUUUGAUAAUAGUGGAGAGAUUGAUGUGAAACAACAGUCAAUAUUACAUCAUCUUCAGAAGUCACAUUUGACUUCUAAUGGUAUAUGUUUACCCGCAUCUGUGACUGUCAUGGGACAAUUGGUAUACAGUGAUGAACUGGAAAUCAGCAAUCGGAUAAUCGACGACAACGUUGGAUGCCGCAUGGCGAAAUACGUGAACUGGUAUCAAGUCUCACAGCUCAGCUGCUCAGACAUUACACAGUCAAACUUUGUUCCUUUAUCUGAACCAUUCGAAGUUGCUUCGUGUCAGGAUAUGUGUUCGAACUUGGUGCAAGUACCUAUUGUACAAGACGGUGUGUGUAACGCUAUUCUUUGUUGGUACAAAGUGCAACUAAUUGACGGUUGGAAUGCCACCUGUACGAAUAGGAGGAAUAGUUUUAUUCCAAGUACAGCGUACAUGACCAACGCUCUCCGUAAAGUUUUCAAAGACGAUGAGGUAAAUGUUCUUCUUUGUGUGGACCUACACGGCACUUUCAAGUUAGCAUUGGAUGUUGAACCUUAUUGA
Molecule: messenger RNA, 2187 nt
Organism: Arctia plantaginis
Lineage: Eukaryota; Metazoa; Arthropoda; Insecta; Lepidoptera; Erebidae
Source: the annotation of a GenBank genome assembly